UCAUCUGUUUCUGUGGAUAAUUUGUCUGCUGUCAAUAGAUGUCAAUUUUUUAUUUUGGCUUUUUUAUCUUUACAGACCAGGGUUAGGACAGGUGAUGUACAAAUGCAAUUCUUCUCCUUGAUGAUUGUAUGUCUGUCAAUGCCUGGUGCUUUGGUGUGGCUAUUAUCUGUUUUCCUUUAUAAUAAUUCUGAUAGAUGUUUCGAACACCAGUAGUCAAAUCAAAUAAUCUUCAUGCCUAAUAGCUACACCAACAUCUUCCCAGCAGGGGUCACCAGUUACUACAGUGAAACAGUGAAGCUCCAGCCAUCUGACCCACCCCAGCCAGACUUGUCUCACUGUAUUGGAACUGCUGAUCAUAGCUGAAACUUCUUGGUCUCUAACUCACUGAAUAGAUUCAGUGAGCUAUUGGAGAAGUCCAAAACUUUCAUGGCUUAUGUAAGUUUGUUAAGGGAAUGACUUCAAUGGCUUUGUAGUAACAUGUUGUCAGGAGCUGUGUGUUGAGUGUGCAUGUAUUAGCCAUCAUUAAUUUCCCAAAGAUGGUGGCGUUGGACCAUUGAUUUACCAAUGUUUGCCUUGCUUAAUCACCUUAGGAACAUUUUGUUUCCAUCCUAUGAAGUGGUUAUAUAGACUCACACAGGGAACAAAGGAAGAAAGAGUAAAUGGUAAUUUUCCCAGAAGGACAUUAGGGCAAGCAGGAUUCUGUGGUGACUUUCAGAAUCAGAAUCAGCAUCAGGUUUAUUAUCACCGGCAUGUGAGGUGAAAUUUGUUAACUGAGCAACAGCAGUUCAAUGCAAUACAUAAUCCAGCAGAGAAAAAUAAUAAUAAUAAUAAUAAUAACCAACUAAAUCAAUUAUGUGUAUUGAAUAGAUUUUUAAAAGUGCAAAAACAGAAAUACUGUAUAUUAAAGAAAAAUUGAGGUAGUGUCCAAAGAUUCAACGUCCAUUUAGGAAUCGGAUGGCAGCAGGGAAGAAGCUAUUCCUGAAUCACUAAGUGUGUGCCUUCAGGCUUCUGUAUCUCCUCCCUGAUGGUAACAGUGAGAAAAGGGCAUGCCCUGGUGCUGGAGGUCCUUAAUAAUAGACGCUGCCUUUCUGAGACACCGCUGCCUAAAGAUGUCCUGGAUACUUUGUAGGCUAGUACCCAAGAUGGAGCUGACUAGAUUUACAACCUUCUGCAGCUUCUUUCGGUCCUGUGCAGUAGCCCCUCCAUACCAGACAGUGAUGCAGCCUGUCAGAAUGCAGCCACAGUACAACUAUAGAAGUUUUUGAGUGUAUUUGUUGACAUGCCUAAUCUCUUCAAACUCCUAAUAAAGUAUAACCACUGUCUUGCCUUCUUUAUAACUACAUCGAUAUGUUGGGACCAGGUUAGAUCCUCAGAGAUCUUGACACCUAGGAAGCUGCUCACUCUCUCCACUUCUGAUCCCUCUAUAAGGAUUGGUAUGUGUUCCUUCAUCUUACCCUUCCUGAAGACCACAAUCAGCUCUCUCAUCUUACUGACAUUGAGUGCCAGGUUGUUGCUGCAGCACCACUCCACUAGUUGGCAUAUCUCACUCCUGUACACCCUCUCAUCACCACCUGAGAUUCUAUCAACAAUAGUUGUAUCAUCAGCAAAUUUAUAGAUGGUAUUUCAGCUAUGCCUAGCCACACAGUCAUGUGUAUAUAGAGAGCAGAGCAGUGGGCUAAGCACACACCCCUGAGGUGCGCCAGUGUUGAUCAUUAGCAAGGAGGAUAUGUUAUCACCAGUCCAUAAAUUCUUGUGAGUAUGAUACUUUCCUAUAAAACCCUUUACUUCAUCUCAUAAUUCAGAGAGAGAUUAAAGUUGCCUUGUGUCAGAAUGAAAAUAGGUUCCCUUUAUUAUGUAACUCCAGAACUUUCACAGAAAACUUUUAACCAGCACCUUUCAUUUUAAGUUAUGCAGUUUGAAAUCUAAAUUCUGUGAUAAAUGCCAGUUUCAAUUCCAAUUAUUCAAAGGUUUGGUAAGCCAUUGCUUGUAACCCUUACAUUUAUUUUUAUAGUAGGACAGUAGGUACCUGGCGAUCUUGAUCCUGCUUUGGAUCCUGCCCUACAAUCGGAUUUACACAGGGGUAGAAUAAAGAUUCACCAGUCUUAUCUCUGAGAUGACAAGACAGUAGUAUGAGAUGACAGGACAAUGGUAUGAGAUGACAUUUAUUCACUGGAGUUGAGAUGAAUGAGAAGAGAUCUCAUUCAAUUGUACAAAAUUCUGAUAGGCCUUGACAGACUGGUCAUUUCCCUGGAUCUGGAUUCUAGUACUGGUGGUCAGCGUCUCAACAUACAGGGCAAGAUAUUUAGGACUGCGCUGAAAUUUACUCUCGGAGGAUGGUUCUCUACUGAAAGUCAUUGAAUAUGAUUAAGAAGAUGUAUAGAUUCGGUAGACAAACUACAUGGAAGAUUAGGGAAACGUAGCAAGAAUGUUGUAUUGGGAUAUUGGAUUAGUAAUGACCGUGUUGAACGGUGGAGGAGAUUUGCAGCAUUUUGCCAUUUGCCAUUUACGUUCUCUUAUUUUUCAAUAUUUUUAUGACCAGUUAUAUCUACAGAGGUGAGGCAAAAUACCCAAAAUAAGAGAUGCCCAAAACAUUAUCCAGAUAUAAAAAGGGACAUAAUUAAUGUUAAAAAAACAAAUCACUUUGAUGUAAAAUAAGGAAAAACAGCUGCGUUCCUUCGGUAGAACCUAGUCAAUACUAAUGUGUUUAAAGGUUCAAAGGGUCAUUUGGCAAGUUUGUUAUGUACAAUAACACGCCAGCGUUUGGAACGCUUCUGCCUCACUACCGCAAUGUGACACUGGGGCGCUUACUUGCAAACAAAUAGGGCUCCUGCCUGCAACCUCCCGAGGGAAAUUCUUCGAGUCGCUCUGCUGCCCGUGAUCCAUUCUCAGUUCAUCUUGCGCGGGAGGUUGCUGCAAUCUACCUUUCAGAAAAUAAUUCAGACGCAGUUGUCAUAAUUACACCGUCACGAGGGGAAAUUUGAAAAUAACAUCUCUUGCAGGUUGCUGAAGACGAGAGAUUAAGAGAGCGGCAGACGGGUAGGGACACUUGUGCCCUUUUAAGCUUCGGGCUGACUCACUCCACUUCCUGGUUGCGUCGGAGCCGGAGAACAACAUCUGGCGCUGGCGACACGGGAUGCGAGCACGGCAGCUGUAGCCUCCGCCGCCGGCUUCUCCGGGGUUCAGUCACCGUCUGAGGAAAGAGGCCCCCGAACGGCCCCCAUGGCCACCGUAACGUGCAGGGUACAGUUUCUGGAUGACGUGGACCCGUUCGUUUGCACCAACUUCCCCGAGCCCAGGAGACCACCGGUUUACAACCUGUACGAGAACGUCCCCCUCAUCGCACAAGUAGCAGGCGUCCACAGGCUGCUGAAUGCCCCGCUCAAGUUGGAAGAUUGUGCGCUGCAGAUAGGUCCAAAUGGAAAUUACUUGGAUCUGGAAUUGUCACUGGAUGAACAGAGAGAUGACCUUGAAGCAUUUUUUGAAGAAGUUGGCAAGGGGAGGCGUCCCACCCUCAUCCUCCGGACACAGCUAUCGAUACGGGUUCAUGCCAUUAUAGAAAAACUGUACAACUCAACCGGUCCUGAUUUAAGAAGAUCACUUUUCUCCUUGAAACAGCUAUUUCAGGAUGACAAAGAUCUGGUGCCUGAGUUUGUGAAUGCUGAAGGACUGACAUGCCUCAUCAAAGUGGGAGCCGAAGCUGACCAGAACUACCAGAACUACAUCUUAAGAGCUCUGAGCCAGAUAAUGCUGUUUGUGGAUGGAAUGAAUGGAGUUAUUAACCAUAAUGAGACUGUCCAAUGGCUGUACACGCUGACAGGGAGCAUGCACCGCUUGGUGGUGAAGACUGCUCUGAAACUCCUGUUGGUGUUUGUGGAAUAUACAGAGAGCAACGUGGCUCUUCUGAUCCAAGCUGUCAACAUUGUGGAUGAUAAAAGAUGCACCAAGAAAUGGACGAGCUUAGUUGAAAUUCUGGAAGAGAAGAAUGGGGCUGAUUCUGAGCUGCUUGUUUUCACUAUGACACUUAUUAACAAGACCCUAGGAGCUCUUCCAGACCAGGAUUCAUUCUACGAUGUUACUGAUUGUCUUGAGCAACAGGGAAUGGAAAACAUUAUCCAAAGGCACAUGAGUAAUAAAGGAACUGACCCAGACUUAAAGCAGCAGUUUACCAUUUAUGAGAAUGCACUGAAGCACGAGGAUGGUGAAGAUGAUGGGAACACUCCAAAUGCACGGCGGGAUAGAAGGAAGCUGACCGCUAAUGUCGAUGAUGGACGAAAAAACAGACGAUCUGCAGGACAAAAUAUGGCUGAGCUGUCACCAACCAGGCCAGCAGAGGCUACUCCUCACAAACUCGCCCCUGAAGGAGUGAGCCCCAGCAGUCACACAACACAUGACAUUAAGUCUUCAAAGGUGAUUUACAUCCAUCCAGAGCAACCUGACACCCAAACACAACCUACAAUAACUCCAACCGCACCUGUAAGCCCCGCAAGAGACCUAAACUCGCCAUCUGCAAACCAAGUGCUAACAUCAACAGAGGAACGCUGCUACGUCAGCCAUUAUGUAGCAACCUCUUUCAUCUUUCCAUCAAGACCUAGGGUUGUUAGUCAAGCAUCAGAUGAGAACUCCCCAAAUCCCACCAGGCCUGCUGUGCAAAAUGUGUCUUCUUCACUUAAUAAGUCAGAUCUGCUGAACGCAUCCUCAGAAAAGAAAACUAUGAAAAGUGGCCCUGGAGAAAGAAGUAUUUUCAAGGCUGAGAGGAUUCCUAUUAGGGACAUACCAGUUCUGAAAAAGUAUGAAAAUCGCUUUUUAGAAAAUCUUGCUGCAUCGCAAAAAGAGAGGGAUGCCAACAAGCCGUAUUCAGCUCAUGUGAUGUCUACCUCCACAGUCAGAACCCCUGAUGUCGAGGCACUAAGUGAAAAGGAACAGCAGAAUGAAGCGCUAAAUGAAAGAGAAACUUGUUCAGCCUCCAGCAGCUCUUCGACCAGCAGUACGUUGGAGAGGGAAGAGAGAGAAGACAGACAGGCGGGCAAUAAUGAGACAGCAGGUCGAUGCCUUAUCCGCCAGUCCAGCCUGGAGCAGUGCAGUGCUAUCUCCAAUGACAAGAAGUUUAUGCUGGACAUGUUGUAUGCCAAAACCAAGGCCAGCAGCUUGAAGGUAACCCAGGAGAAGGUCUCUACGGCAAGUGAGAAGAAACUUGCAGAGGAGGCUUUGGUGGAAUCCACAGCAAGUUUGAUGGAACGCUUUUCCAAGCAGGACAUCCAUCAGAAUGAGGAAAGUCAAAAGAAACCCAUCACUGAAGGCAUUACUGGGAGUGUAAAAGCCACUUUGGAGAAAUUUGCUGAACCUCAGAUCAAGGCUUUGAAGCAACAGUUUAGUAUUGAGGCUGAACUGAAUGAGAAAAAUGUAGAGAAAACCCCUAUAAUUAUGCCAUUGAAGAAGGACUCUGAAUACAUGUGGGAUCAGCUUGAAGCAAGUCCAAGAAAGCUGAAGAUCAAAGAUUUAGACUUUACGGACCUACGGGAUGAGGAGGAUGUAGACGUUUUGGAUGCAGACUCUGAUGUGGUUGAUAAACAAGCUGUUCCAUCGCUUGGUAGUUCAAUAAUCCCACCUCCCCCACUACCCCCUGCACCACCCGGGUGUCUGCCACCUCCGCCACCACCACCACCGCCACCGCCACCAUCUUUCGGACUAGUUCCUAGCCCCCCUAUCCCUCCUCCACCCCCACCUUCCAGUCUGUCACCACCUCAAGGAGCAGACUCUGCAUUUACAAAGAAGAGAAAAACUGUUAAGCUCUUCUGGAAGGAACUAAAGCAACCAGAAGGCCCUUUCAGGAGCUGUAAAUUUGGCCGGGGAACAGUCUGGUCUUCCUUAGAUAAAGUAACUGUGGACACUACUAAGUUAGAACACUUGUUUGAAUCUAAAGCAAAGGAACUUCCUACAAAGAAAGGAGGAGAUGCCAAGAAGCAAGGGUUAAUCAUACUAGAUCCAAAGAGGAGCAAUGCAAUUAACAUCGGCCUUACAGUGUUGCCUCCAGUACACAUCAUAAAAAAUGCUAUUCUCAACUUUGAUGAGUAUGCAAUCAACAAAGAGGGCAUUGAGAAAAUCCUGACUAUGGUUCCCACUGAAGAAGAGAAACAGAAGAUCCAAGAAGCUCAGUUGGCAAAUCCUGAUGUUCCCCUGGGUUCAGCUGAGCAGUUCCUUUUGACCUUGGCCUCCAUCACUGGGAUCAAGGCCAGGCUGCAGCUCUGGGCUUUUAAACUGGACUACGAGGCCAUGGAAAAGGAAAUAGCCGAGCCAUUGUUUGACUUGAAGCUUGGAAUGGAGCAGCUUGCAAAGAAUAAGACCUUUAAAUCACUUCUGGCAACUCUGCUUGCUAUUGGAAAUUUUCUGAAUAACUCUAGUGCCAAGGGAUUUGAACUGAGUUAUUUGGAGAAAGUAUCUGAAGUAAAGGAUACUAUCCAGAGGCAAUCGUUGUUGUAUCACACGUGUAACCUGGUAGUGGAGAACUUCCCAGACACAACAGAUGUGUAUUCAGAAAUUGCCGCGAUUGCAAGAUCUGCCAAGGUUGACUUUGACCAACUGGCAGAAAGUCUUGUUCAGCUGGAGAGGAAAUGCAAAGCUUCAUGGGAUCACUUGAAGGUUAUCGCGAAGCAUGAAACAAAGCCUGUAUUAAAAAAUAAGAUGACAGAAUUUCUAAAGGACAGCACAGAAAGGAUUAUAAUCCUCAAAGUGGUACAUCGUAGAAUUAUAAACAGAUUCCAUUCUUUUCUUUUGUACCUUGGUCAUCCUUCAAACACUGCUCGGGAGCUGAAGAUUACCAGGUUCUGUAAAAUAAUUAGUGAAUUUGCGCUGGAGUACCGGACCACCCGAGAAAGGGUGCUACAGCAGAAGCAGAAGCGAGCUGCUUACCGAGAGAGGAACAAGACACGGGGCAAAAUGAUCACAGAGACAGCGAAGUUCUCUACUGCGGCCGGUAGUACUGAGAGCACCCAAGCACCUGACUUGUCAGAUCCUCAGCCGCAGGAAGACGAAGCACAUGAAAACAUGAAAAAUCUUUUGACCACUCCCGAGCCACAAACCCGAAGGAGCAGAAGCAAUAAAUCUGUUGGACGAAUCAGCCCGCCAAAUCUUUCCACCCCUAAAGAUGAAGCAGCAAGUCCAGCUGAUGAUGCUACUGAUGAAAUCAUGGACCGCCUGGUAAAAUCUGUCACACAGAAUCCGAAUCAAAGGACAUCUACUCCCAAGGAACGCAAAAGAUCGAGAGCAAACAGGAAAUCCUUGCGAAGAACACUGAAGAGUGGCCUGACCCCUGAUGUAGUCCAAGCACUGGGUUUGUCUAAAGCAUCAGAAGUCGAAGUGUAAAACAACUUGAAUACAGAUGAGACAAAAUUUGGUGCCUUAGCAUUCAGACAUCUAAGCUAACUGUGCAAAAUAUACAGAAAUCAUGAUUGUAUUUCUUAGAUUUGUGACAAGCUCUGGAACUUUACAAAUACCCUUAAUUGUUAUGACGGACUUGGUCCUUAUCUUCACGCAUUGUUGGAUGGAAUCUUGUAUUGAAUAUAAGUCAUUUUCAUAGAGUUCACAAAAGUCAAUAAUCCUUCUCAUUCUAGGUAAUGGAUUUGAAGGGCAAAGCAGUCAUAAACGUCCUUUCUCCAUUUAGGCACCAGCCAAUAUUUUCUGCCUAAAUCAUAAGCAUUCAAAUAAAAACCUGCAUUCAUAUCCUUACCCAAAAAUCUUUAUCCAGUACUUUAUUGAAGGCAGUGAUCCUUGCUGGAGUACAAUCCUCUGGAUAUUGUUCAUUUUCCAGUAGCUUACAGGCAUGAACUUGAAUAGUUGUGAUGGAAAGCAAUUAGAAGCUGAAAAUCUUCCCAAUUCAGCUUGACCCUGUCCUCAGCGAAAGUGCACUUGUGCACUUUUAGAGGAAACUCAGCAGGAUGGACUCUUUGUGCAAGCACUAACCUGUCGAGAUAUUGAGAACCCACUCUUUCCACUGUUGGCAGUAAUUAAUAAACUGACUCCAGACCAUGGAUUGAACUUCCAGUUUUUUAUGGCUCACCCAAUGUGUUUUAUCCCCUUGAGCCAACAGGGUUUGCCACUAAACUUUAAGUACUAUAGAGAUGUAUUAACUUUGGGUUUAAUGUAACAAUUUUGUCUACAACCAUGUUUUAAUGUUGUAAACUUGCUGGUUUUUUAACCAUGUUAUAAAAAUAUUUUGAACUGACAGGGUGGAGAAUUGUAGUGAAUAAUAAUGAAUUACUACAUUGUAGUUAAAAAAAAAAGGAUAAAGUCUAUUUGUUUGUUAAGAUAACAAUAAAAGUGUAUUUGGAGGUGUCUUGAUGUAGCAUGAUAAAAAAAAAUCUGAUAUCAGAUAUGCACAGACCAGCACACUCUGUGUUAUCCAUAUUGUUGGAUAUAGAUUUGCACUUGGGAGUCACCUUUAUCUUUAUGGCAGUACUAAGAUCACACUUUAAAAACCACUAAUUGUGACAGCUCAAUAAAUACAGUGGAUUCUGGUUAAACAGGACACAUCAGGGCCAGUACAUUUUGGCCCAAUUAAGCAGCUUCCCCAUUAGCCAAAGCUUCAUGGAAAUAGUUAAAAGGCAUAACAAAGAUAAACUAGCAUUUAAAUGUGUAACAAAUUACGCAUUUAAAUAAAAUACAGAACAAAUUAGAGCACUACCCGUGCUACUACAGUAUUAUAAAACUAUGUAUUAGUUCUAACAGAAGGACUCAUUGCUGCCGUGUCCUUUUGUUGACUGUAAAUGAUCAAAAUUAGCGCAGUCAUCUGAUGCAAAUAAUGAAUUGCCUUCAUUGCUUUCCUGUGUAAAAGCAGUGUUGUGUCUAACAGCCACGCAAUUGCACACAGCUGAUACUAGUUAGAACCUGAUCGGUAUCAGUCUCCUGUCCCAAUUAAGCAGCAUUGUGUCCUAAAUAAACGAAGGGAAUCCCGGUUAUUUUAACAAUUUAGUUUUUAUUCUUUAAGAGUUGUCCAAAAUAAAUGGCUGCUUGGAUUAACCGAUGACCCAGUUAACCGGAAUCCAUUAUAUAUUAGUUGCAGAGUUAUUCUGACUGCAAUGUAUAAUGCUCCAAAUGCACCCUUCUUUGAGUGCUUUGCAAGCUGACUUAAACAAACAUGCAGAUUUAAACAAUGUAUUCACUGUUACAAAUGCGUAUCAUUCUACUUUUAUAUAUAAAGAAGUCAAUUGUUCUCUAGGAUUGUUCAAUGUAUUUUGAUAAACUUUAUUUUUAUUGUUUUUGAAUGUUUGUAUUAUUGCAGCAAUUAAAUA
This is a messenger RNA of Mobula hypostoma (lesser devil ray), 9284 nucleotides long. RefSeq names its product formin homology 2 domain containing 1 (gene fhod1). NCBI's taxonomy places the organism in Eukaryota, Metazoa, Chordata, Chondrichthyes, Myliobatiformes, Myliobatidae. Gene Ontology annotation, biological process: cortical actin cytoskeleton organization. The record is from RefSeq and is a predicted model, not a curated record. The coding region runs from base 3220 to 7359 and encodes 1379 amino acids. Gene Ontology annotation, cellular component: cytoplasm; cytoskeleton. The transcript has 25 exons. Gene Ontology annotation, molecular function: actin filament binding.